Messenger RNA from Prunus armeniaca (apricot), 972 nucleotides. The record is from the annotation of a GenBank genome assembly. Lineage: Eukaryota; Viridiplantae; Streptophyta; Magnoliopsida; Rosales; Rosaceae.
AUGGCGAUGGCUGCUCUGAGACGAGAGGGGAGGCGUUUCGCCCCUUUGAUCUCUCCCCAUCCGAUGGCUGCCAUCCGAUCCUCCAUCGUCCCUGCCGAGGAGCAGGCCCCUUUGGGAGUCCGCUCAAUUUCAACUCAAAUCGUUAGAAACCGGAUGAAGAGUGUGAAGAAUAUCCAGAAAAUUACAAAGGCAAUGAAAAUGGUUGCAGCCUCAAAGCUACGAGCAAUUCAAGCUAAAGCUGAAAAUUCUCGUGGCCUGUGGCAGCCUUUCACAGCACUUCUUGGUGACACUCCCAGUGUCCAAGUUAAGAAGGACGUUAUUGUUACAAUCUCUUCAGACAAAGGUUUAUGUGGUGGGAUUAACUCUACUUCAGUCAAGAUUAGCAAGGCCUUAAACAAAUUGAAUUCUGGUCCUGACAAAGAGACAAAGUAUGUCAUUUUGGGGGAAAAAGCAAAGGCUCAAUUGAUACGUGACUCAAAGAAAGACAUUGUGCUGGUCCUAACUGAGCUGCAGAAGAAUCCUUUGAACUACACCCAGGUAUCUGUCCUAGCUGACGACAUUUUAAAAAAUGUUGAGUUUGAUGCUUUGAGAAUCAUCUUCAACAAGUUCCAAUCAGUCGUCGCAUUUCUGCCAACAGUGUCUACCGUAUUAUCUCCGGAGAUUGUGGAGAGAGAGGCUGAGUCUGGUGGAAAGCUUGGUGAGCUAGAUUCCUAUGAGAUUGAAGGUGGUGAAACAAAGUCAGAGAUACUCCAGAAUCUGGCAGAGUUCCAGUUUUCUUGUGUCAUGUUCAAUGCUGUGUUGGAGAAUGCUUGCAGUGAGCAAGGAGCAAGGAUGUCUGCCAUGGAUAGUUCAAGCAGAAAUGCUGGAGAUAUGCUUGAUCGCCUUACACUCACUUAUAACAGAACUCGUCAAGCAUCGAUCACCACAGAAUUGAUUGAGAUUAUAUCAGGAGCAUCAGCACUGGAGGGCUAG